AUGGCCUCCUCUUUUCUUCUCUCGAACCCAUCUUUUACCUCAGCCCGUCAUCCCAAUAACCCAACCUCUAGACGACAACCUCUUACGCUUAGGCCUACCUCAGCUUUUACUCUCCUAAAUCCAACAAAACCACCAUCUAAUUAUAAUCCAAAAUUCCUCAAGCCCACACUUCCUUUUCUGGGUUUCAAGAAAUUUGCCGCAAGAAUUUCCACUGGAGAUGCUGACACUGAUACCUCUGGUCCCCCACCGUUUGCAGGUGAGGAUUCAGCCGUGUUCGAAUUGGGGAAGCAGAAGAUAACUUCUUGGAUAUAUUUCAGUUUGAUUUUGGGUGUUGUUUUGUUUGUGCUUGACGUGGGUUGGAUUGACAACUCUACUGGGUUCGGAAAGGACUUCAUCAGUGCUGUUUCGAGUCUCUCAGAAAGCCAUGAGGUGAUAAUGUUCAUCCUCAUUCUCAUCUUUGCCACUGUCCAUAGUGGCCUGGCGAGUCUUAGAGACAUGGGUGAGAAACUUAUUGGAGAACGUGCAUAUCGUGUUUUGUUUGCAGGAGUUUCUCUUCCAUUGGCUGUUAGCACUGUUGUGUACUUCAUCAAUCACAGAUAUGACGGCAUCCAGUUAUGGGAUCUUCAAAGUGCUCCUGUGGUGCAUCAACUUGCGUGGCUUUCUAAUUUUAUCUCUUUCUUCUUCCUUUAUCCGUCAACCUUUAAUCUGUUAGAAGUAGCAGCUGUUGACAAGCCUAAAAUGCAUCUUUGGGAAACUGGAAUAAUGAGAAUCACCAGACACCCACAGAUGGUUGGGCAGGUGAUGUGGUGCUUGGCUCAUACAGUUUGGAUUGGGAACUCUGUAACUGUUGCUGCAUCUCUUGGUUUAAUCGGACACCAUUUAUUUGGUGCUUGGAAUGGAGACAGGAGAUUAGCAAUAAGAUAUGGGGAGGCUUUUGAAUCUGUAAAGAGGCGAACAAGCAUAGUCCCUUUUGCAGCUAUCCUUGAUGGUCGUCAGAAGUUACCUAAAGAUUAUUACAAAGAAUUUUUGAGGCUGCCAUAUUUGUUGAUUACUGCAUUGACUCUAGGUGUAUACUUUGCCCACCCACUUAUGCAGGCUGCCAGUUUCCGGCUUCAUUGGUAG
Dovyalis caffra is the source of this 1122-nucleotide messenger RNA. The record is from the annotation of a GenBank genome assembly. NCBI's taxonomy places the organism in Eukaryota, Viridiplantae, Streptophyta, Magnoliopsida, Malpighiales, Salicaceae.